This is a messenger RNA of Brachypodium distachyon (stiff brome), 1288 nucleotides long. Its product is annotated as reticulon-like protein B1. NCBI's taxonomy places the organism in Eukaryota, Viridiplantae, Streptophyta, Magnoliopsida, Poales, Poaceae. The record is from RefSeq and is a predicted model, not a curated record. The transcript has 5 exons. Bases 66 to 926 code for a protein of 286 amino acids.
UCCCCACGCGCCACCCCUUUUCUUCGGACCAUCGCGAGGGUUUCGGGCAAGAGGGACACAGAGCAAUGGCGGAGCAGGCGCACGCUGAGGAAGCGAGCCACAAGUCCGAGACCCUGAUGGAGAAGAUCGCCGACAAGCUCCACGUCGGCGGCGGCGACGGCUCCUCCUCGUCGUCCGACUCCGAAGCCGACGAGCGCCCCCGCCCCUCUGCGCCGCCCGCCCCCGCCCCCACCCCCGCCGUCUCCGAGGUCACCACCGCCUCCUUCGCCGACUCCGCCUCCGCGGCGGCGGCCGACGCCAAGGCCAAGAUGUUCCGCCUCUUCGGCCGCGAGCAGCCCAUCCACAAGGUCCUCGGCGGAGGCAAACCUGCUGAUGUGUUCAUGUGGAGAAACAAGAACAUUUCUGCUGGAGUACUAGGCGGUGCGACUGCUAUUUGGAUCCUUUUUGAAUUGCUUGGCUACCAUCUUUUGGCUUUCCUUUGCCAUGGUCUCAUAUUCUCUCUGGGUGUUCUCUUUCUCUGGUCUAACGCCUCGUCAUUCAUUAACAAGUCCCCCCCACGGAUCCCUGAGGUGAUCAUUCCCGAAGAUCUGGUUGUCAACGUUGCAUUAUCUACACGCCAUGAGAUCAACAGAGCCUUUGCAAAUCUUCGUGAGAUUGCUCUUGGCCGUGACAUCAAGAAGUUCCUUAUUGUGAUUGCUGGGCUAUGGCUGCUUUCUAUUCUUGGGAGUUGCUGCAACUUCUUGACCCUGGUUUACAUUGUUUUUGUGGUUCUGCACACAGUACCAGUUCUCUACGAGAAGUAUGAAGAUCAGAUUGACUCCUACGGAGAGAAAGGGUGGGUUGAGGUUAAGAAGCAGUACUCUGUGUUUGAUGCCAAGGUUCUGAGCAAAGUACCCAGGGGGCCCUUGAAAGACAAGAAGAACUAGAAACGAGUGAGAAGGUGUUACUACCGGUACGAAAUGAUAGCAACUGGUUUGUGGUUCUCAGGACACUUUGUGGCUGCCGUUAUGGUAUGAGCACCAAUAUGCCACCUGUUCCCUUGUGUUAUGUAUGGCUGUUUUGUUGUUUGCGACUUCGAUGAAAGUAGCCUCAGUAGCUUCCCCGUGAACAGUAAUGCAGAUGCAGCACAUGUUUUGCUGUGCUCCUUGUUUUUUGAUCUGUUAAGCUGUCGCAUGUCAGAACCUGCUUGUGGUUUGUGACACUGAUUUUGCUACUUGCAUUGCUGCAGUUUUAAGAUGUUGAUGAGCUGGUUGAGAUUAGAUGUCAUCUGCUCGUUUCUGUUGUAUCA